CGCCCUCGCCGGCCAGAGUGAGCGACCGCCAGUCCGCGGAUCGCGGCCGCCGUCCGGGCGCGCGCAGCUAGCGGGCGCGACUAUGCCAAGAUGGUCCUGCAAGCGCGGAGCAAGCACCGGGAAGCGGCUCCCAGGCCGCCCCGGCCGGCCCGCGCGUCGCCGCCGCUGAGUGGGACAUCCGAGGUGGGCGCUGGGGAGCCGGGGCCGGAGCGCGCGCCGCCGUCGCCGGGGCGCAGGGGCGCGGCGGGCAGAAAGGGGCCCCGCGCGGAGACCGCCGCCGCGCCCGCCCGGGACGGCCUCGCGGGCCGCUUGGUGGCCGGGCUACGCUGGGCGUUGGGCCUGCGGCGCGGGCGCGGCCGGACCUGGAGCACGCUGCUGCUAGCUUCCUUUGCAGCCCUAUUGCACUGGAGUCACAUAACGCACCUCUUUGAAAAUGAUCGGCAUUUUUCUCACCUCUCCACACUGGAAAGGGAAAUGGCUUUCCGCACUGAAAUGGGGCUUUAUUAUUCUUACUUCAAGACUAUUGUGGAAGCACCCUCAUUUUUAAAUGGAGUAUGGAUGAUAAUGAAUGACAAGCUGACUGAAUAUCCCCUUGUUAUUAACACAUUAAAAAGGUUUAAUCUUUACCCUGAGGUGAUCUUAGCCAGUUGGUACCGGAUUUAUACCAAAAUAAUGGAUUUGAUUGGUAUUCAAACCAAGAUAUGCUGGACAGUUACCAGAGGAGAAGGACUCAGUUCAAUUGAAAGCUGUGAGGGAUUGGGAGAUCCUGCUUGCUUUUAUGUUGCUGUAAUUUUUAUGUUAAAUGGACUAAUGAUGGCAUUAUUCUUCAUAUAUGGCACAUAUUUAAGUGGCAGCCGGCUGGGAGGCCUGGUCACAGUGCUGUGCUUCUUUUUUAAUCAUGGAGAGUGUACCCGUGUGAUGUGGACGCCUCCUCUCCGUGAAAGCUUCUCGUAUCCAUUCCUUGUGCUUCAGAUGUUGCUUGUGACUCAUAUUCUCAGGGCUACAAAAAUUUACAGAGGGAGUUUGGUUGCACUCUGCAUUUCCAAUGUAUUCUUCAUGCUUCCUUGGCAGUUUGCCCAGUUUGUGCUUCUUACCCAGAUUGCGUCCUUAUUUGCAGUGUAUGUUGUGGGAUACAUUGAUACAUGUAAAUUACGGAAGAUCAUUUAUAUCCACAUGAUUUCCCUUGUGCUUUGUUUUGUGUUGAUGUUUGGAAACUCAAUGUUGCUAACAUCUUACUAUGCAUCCUCUUUGGUAAUUAUUUGGGGUAUACUGGCAGUGAAACCACAGUUCUUGAAGAUGAAUGUAUCUGAACUUAGUUUAUGGGCUAUUCAAGGAUGCUGUUGGCUAUUUGGAACUGUUGCGCUCAAGUGUUUGACUUCCAGAACCUUUGGCAUUGCUGAUGAUGCUCAUAUUGGCAACUUAUUAACAUCAAAAUUCUUCAGUUACAAGGAUUUUGAUACUUUACUAUACACGUGUGCAGCAGAGUUUGACUUUAUGGAAAAGGAGACUCCGGUGAGAUACACGAAGACACUGCUGCUUCCUGUUGUGCUCAUCAUUUUCACUGCAAUUGUUAGAAAGAUUAUUAGUGACAUGUGGGGUGUCAUAGCUAAACAACAGACACAUAUAAGAAAACACCAAUUUGAUCAUGGAGAGUUGGUGUAUCAUGCUCUGCAGCUGUUAGCAUACACAGCCCUUGGUGUUCUGAUCAUGAGACUGAAGCUCUUCCUGACACCACACAUGUGUGUUAUGGCAUCUCUGAUUUGCUCCAGACAGCUGUUUGGAUGGCUCUUUGGCAAAGUGCAUCCUGGUGCUGUUGUUUUUGCUGUAUUAGCAGCAAUGUCUAUUCAAGGUUCGGCAAACCUCCAAACCCAGUGGAACAUUGUAGGGGAGUUCAGCAACUUACCCCAAGAAGAGCUCAUCGAGUGGAUCCGGUAUAGCACGAAACCAGAUGCAGUGUUUGCAGGCGCCAUGCCCACCAUGGCAAGUGUGAAGCUGUCAGCUCUGCGGCCUGUGGUGAACCACCCACAUUAUGAAGAUGCAGGCCUGAGAGCCAGAACAAAAAUAGUAUAUUCGAUGUAUAGCCGAAAAGCAGCUGAAGAAGUGAAGAAGGAGUUGAUGAAAUUAAAAGUGAAUUAUUACAUUCUAGAAGAGUCAUGGUGUAUACGAAGAUCCAAGCCUGGGUGCAGUAUGCCUGAAAUCUGGGACGUGGAGGAUCCGGCCAAUGCUGGGAAAACGCCCCUGUGUAACAUCUUGGUGAAGGAUUCUAAGCCUCACUUUACCACAGUGUUCCAGAACAGCGUUUACAAAGUCCUAGAAGUUAUCAAAGAGUGACUGCUGCGUGCACCCACCUACAGAGACCGCGCAGAUUAACCUCAGUGUGGAUUGUCCUUGAGACCUGAGUCCUCAGGGAUGGUUUCCGAUGCCCACUCCCGGCAGCCAUGGAAGAGCUGUUCUCUUUCUGCCUUCUUCCCAGAGCCCAAGGACAAGGUUGGCUGGGGAAGCAUAGCUUGCUCCUAUUGGUCACCUGCAAAGACAGCACAUGCAACUGAGGAAUGUGGCUUCAGUGAGGAGCCAGCCUCACCGGCCAGGGCCUCCCUCCCUGCAGCUGCCUGGGGACUGUCACUCCCAGGGCCAGGGACUGCUAUUCUCAGUGUUGCACGCUGUGACCAAGCUUUCUCAUCUGAUGCUUAGUUUCAUUUCAUAAGCUUUUACCAACUCACAAAAUAGGGAAGCAGCUGGAGAUGGUGGCUUAGGAGUGUUUGAGUGAUGGUACAGUAAUGCAGGGAAAUGGAAAGAAGGCCUUUGAGAAAAUGAGAGAGGGCCUGGGUGAGGGGGCACGCAUGCCCUGCCUCAUCUGCAGCCAUUCUGCAUCCCAGUAUGGCUGGUGGAUACAGCAAUUAGGAUGUUUUUAUCACCUUUUUAAAAGUUAUUUUCUAGCCUUACCCUCUAACAAUUCCCUUCAUAAUAAGUUCACUUGUAAUGGUUAGAAAUUCUGUACAGAGAAACAAAACAUUAAAAUACUAUUAGCCAGUUCACAUGCUGGGAAACAUUAAAAGUAGCCUAAAGUAGUUUUUUGCAGAAACCUUUUGUAACAAUAUUUCCUAAUGUACCUCCACCAGCAAGCUCUGCUUGUGUUUUAGGCAAGUCAGCUUGGAACCGAGGCCUUGGGGCCCCCGACACACUUAGCCUCCAGCAUGUCUAGGAGCAGCUGGUGCUCUGCGGUCUAAAUACCUUUAUGGUGACAUGGAGUGGUAAUAAAUUCUGUGUAGCUGACAGUGCAGUAUUAAAGCUCAGUAUUUUGCAUAUUUUUAGCAUUUACAAAUAUUUUUUCUUUAGUGUGAGGAAAGGAAGGAAAGACAGGAGGCAACUGAAAUAGUUAUUAUUAUGACAUUAAAAAAAUAAAGUUGGGUAAUACUUCCAUAAAAAGAUAAGCCUCUAAAAUGCCUGGCAGAAAAUGUGCGCAGUUAAAGUAAUAAAAGGAUGUGUCCGAAAUAAAAUGAUACUGCAUAGGAGUAUUGUAUUUUUAUGAAUUUUAUGCUCCUUGUUUACAUGUACUAUAUAUGUUAAAUAAAAAAUACAUGAAAAAUGUA
Molecule: messenger RNA, 3590 nt
Organism: Meriones unguiculatus (Mongolian gerbil)
Lineage: Eukaryota; Metazoa; Chordata; Mammalia; Rodentia; Muridae
Gene: Dpy19l1
Product: dpy-19 like C-mannosyltransferase 1
Exons: 23
Coding region: 91-2331 (746 amino acids)
Cellular component (GO): nuclear inner membrane
Molecular function (GO): mannosyltransferase activity
Source: RefSeq, a predicted model, not a curated record